AAAGUGUGUGUACAAACGAUACUAUCCAGCCCGGCCGACCAUGUCACUCCCGUGACAGAGACAAAAGAGGGUCCGGUCUAGAAAGGGAAAAAAGAAUCCCUCUUAUCCUGCACGCCCUUCCCAUCUCUUAUCCUACACCCCCACCUCCUUUUUCAAUUUUUAAUGGAGGGGCUUACUUACUCAGCCUUCCUUUCUUUCUCUUGUUCCAAGGGACCCUACUCCCCUGCAAUUCGUUGUUAAACUGACUCUAGUGAUGACAGUUAAAUGCAUAUUCUUCCCCUCUAUAUAAUCUAGAGAACAAACCAGAUGUUGUUUCUCCAAUGCCUCUGCUAUUCUUUGCCAUUGCCUAAAUCUGAUCUGUUAAGAUUUGGGCUUUUCUUGAUGAAUAAAGAAUACCCAUUUGCAUUUGUUUGCUAUUUGUUGCAGAGAAAAGGAUCUCUUUUUUGAGCAAUUGGUAUCAUUUUAUUAAAUGCGGGAUUUAUGAAAGCCUGUCGAAUUUGUUUAGCUAUAUGAAAGGAGGUGUCAAUGUGGUCUAAUCUAGUCCGUUUGGAUGGAUGUAUGUGAAUCAGAGCAACCAUUACGGAAGCAGUCGGCAGUGGAGACCUCAAGACCACCAUUGGUUCCGGCUGAGAAGAACAAUGGAACAAUCCGUCGGUCUCGAACAAGGGAAAUUAGUUCUAGGUAUAGGUCGCCUACUCCAGUCACUCCUGGUCCCAGGCGAUGCCCUUCUCCAAGUAUUACUAGGACAGUUAGUGCGCCCUCCCAGUUGGUACAGAAGAGAGCUAUAUCUGCUGAAAGGAAGCGGCCCUCUACACCACCAUCACCGACUAGACCAUCCACACCAGUUCAUGAUACAUCAACAGAGAUGCAAUUGGCAUCUAGGAAGAUAAUGGGAAGCCGGUUGCCUGAGGGUUUAUGGCCUUCCACGAUGCGCAGUCUCAGUGUUUCCUUCCAGUCUGAUACCUUUUCUCUUCCUAUUUCUAGGAGAGAGAAGCCAGUUACUCAUGCCCUUUCCGACCGCGCCUUGAAGCCAUCAUCAAAUGUGGCACAUAAGCAGGCUGAAACUCCCCCAAUUUCAAGAAAGCCUACACCCGAGAGAAAGAGAAGUCCUCUUAAAGGAAAGAAUGUCACUGACCAUUCAGAGAAUUCUAAACCAGUUAAUGGUUUGCAAUCUCGACUAGUGGAUCAGCAUCGAUGGCCGAGCAGAACAGGUGGAAAAGUAUCUUCCAACACUUCAUAUAAAAGCAUGGAUCUCACCGAUAAGACAACUAAAACUUCAACUUCACCCCAUUUGGGAACUGGGAUACCUUCCCUGAUGAGAAUGCCCAUAUCUGAUGGUACUAGUAAACCUUUGCAGAAAACUGCCAGUGACACGGCGAGGCUAGUAUCUUCUGGUGAAAGUAGAAGAAGGGAGUUUGAGGCAUGUUCAAUUGAUGACAAUGUGCCGGAGUCUGGAUCACACAAGAUUGUUUCUUCGAGUUCAUUAGAAAGAACGACAAUUGUGAGUCCUGCACUUAGAUCUCAAUCUCUGCCUACUCCUAGAUCACGUCCUCCUUCACCAAAUAACACAUCAGUGUUAUCAUCCUCUGUUUCAAGAGGUGUCAGCCCCUCUCGUAUGAGGACCUUGAAUACUAUUCCUUCAAGAGGGGUCAGUCCAUCUCGGAUAAGAGCAUCCAGUCCUUCAAGACAAUCCAGCAGUUCAACAACUUCGGUACUUAGUUUUAUUGUGGAUAUUAGAAAAGGAAAGAAGGGCGCAAACCACAUAGAAGAUGCUCAUCAACUGCGGCUACUGUACAAUAGACAUUUGCAAUGGCGAUAUGCUAAUGCCAGAGCUGAUACUGCACUUUAUACUCAGAAAGUAACAGCAGAGAAAACAUUAUAUAAUGUGUGGAGAACUACCUCAGAGCUGUGGGACUCAGUAACCGAGAAUAAGAUUGACCUCCAACAGCUGAGGCUGAAGCUGAAGCUGUACUCAGUUUUGAACGAACAAAUGGCCUACCUCAAUGACUGGGCUUCGAUUGAAAGAGAUCAUUCUAGUUCUUUAUCUCAAGCUAUUGAAGAUCUUCAGGCAAGCACUCUCCGACUUCCCGUGACUGGAGGGGCAAAGGCAGAUAUGGAAACUGUCAAGGCAGCUGUUUGCUCAGCUGUUGAUGUUAUGCAGGCUAUGGGAUCCUCCACAUGUGCUAUACUCUCAAGGGUGGAGGGGAUGAACUGUCUGGUUUCUGAACUUGCUGAUAUAACAGCCCAGGAAAGAGCCAUGCUUGAUGAAUGUGAAGCUCUAUUGGCUUCUACAGCAGCUAUGCAGGUAGAGGAAUACAGCCUUAGGACCCAUCUCAUACAAUCGAGACAAGCUUGGGAAAUUGGUGAUCAGCCUCUGUUGGCCAUCAAAACACCUCCAUGACUCAAUCCAGAUGCUCAGCUAAACAAUCUUUCCGUUUGCCACUUUAACAAAGACAAAUGACACGAGCUUCUCCUGUCUCAGUGUGAGUGUAUAUUGAUUCUUUUUUUUUUUCUUUUUUUUUUUUUUCCCUUUCUUCUUUUAACUCUAGCGGGAAUGUGUAUUUUCUUUAAAUCCAUUCUUUUUCCUUCUCAGCAAAGAGCUGUAGGCUCAGGCCUUUCAUAUAAUUUUUGUAUCACUUAAAUGAAAAGAAAAUGCCAAGGAAGAAAAGAAAUUGAAUUCAAUAGAGAAGCAGGUUCUGGAUUUGAUAAA
This is a messenger RNA of Cornus florida, 2710 nucleotides long. Its product is annotated as AUGMIN subunit 8. Gene Ontology annotation, cellular component: cytoplasm; centrosome; nuclear microtubule. The record is from RefSeq and is a predicted model, not a curated record. Gene Ontology annotation, biological process: spindle assembly; centrosome cycle. NCBI's taxonomy places the organism in Eukaryota, Viridiplantae, Streptophyta, Magnoliopsida, Cornales, Cornaceae. The transcript is spliced from 7 exons. Bases 551 to 2401 code for a protein of 616 amino acids. Gene Ontology annotation, molecular function: microtubule binding.